AGAAGUUUCUCGAAUCGAAAGGUACGGUGCGCGUCGUGUUAUCGUCGUUAGCUGGUAAUUUCCGCGUUUUUUUAACGUGCCUCGUUCGGUCCUUGUCGCGUGCAUUCGGCCGGACGAACACCGGGCUGCGCGUCUUUGUUGCGCGUACGUGCGCGUGAGUUCACCGUGCGGGAAAUGAAGCACGGGAACGAGCAAGAGGGUCUCUCCUGCUAGCCAACGAGCGACGACGGGUUCGAUGCGCAGUCGCCAGGUGAGGCAACGACGACGUGUGCGCGCAACGGUUGGGGUUGGCCAGUGUUGCACGAAACCUUGCCACUCGCGACGCGCGGCGGUUCGUCGACGGUGAUAGAGGAGCCGCGGAAACACGGAUUUUUAACUCGCGCGCGGCCACUUUCCCGGGGCCCGUAUACCUCCUGUUAUCGUCGCGAUACCUGAGAACCGUGAGCGAACGUGGCGCGCCGCCAACACCGUAGACGUCGCGCUAUCGUCCUAUGGACUCGGGAUUACGGUCGUCGAUCCUUAACCUCAAAAAUAAAUAACACAACAUGUCGUUGAAAAAGGAUAGCAAGAUCAGUCUGUGUUGAAGAACGUGAAUUGAGCUUUAAAGUGGAACGGUGAAGGUUUUACACACAGGUGGCACAGCCGCAGGAUAAUAACAUUGAGCAUCAAGCGUGCAGUUAGUUUUUUCGUCCAGGACACGGUUACGUGUCGUAGGUUCCGUGGCCGCACGGUGAAGUGUGUGCUACUUGGAUAGGUAACAGGGUUCAGGUGUACGUUGACCCAGAAGUGAGUAGUGUUCGGGACGGAUAGCGACGGCAACGAAAGGUAAACCCUGGCACGAUGCAGACGCAGGGCGCUACGAGGGGACCGACUCACUUGGUCGCCCUUUAUGUGGCGACGGCGGGUCUCCAGGGUAAUGCUCUCGGCUCCGACGAGGAAGAGAUCACGCUGUUGGUUUACGUGCUCAUCGACGUGCAACAGAACAGGGUGAUGGGAAGGCAACAGUAUAUUGUACGACCGAUGGUAAUGGACGAAAGUUGUACGCCUGGAACCGGUAGCGACAAUCCGGCGAUUGCCGGAAGUAGUGGAGUCAUCAGCGAAGUAGCGUUAGCACACGCUCCGGCGUUAUCCGAAAGAAAUCUUCGAGAACACGGAAUUCCUCUGGAGCAAGCUAUCGAGAAGUUCGAAGCAUGGUGGUCCGCCAUGUCGUGCGUGACGUCCGGUUCCGCACCACGUUUCGUCGUAGACGGCCAGGCGCCAAUGAGACAAUGCUUACAUCCAGAGGCCUGCAACAAAGACGUCAACCUGCCAGAACAUUAUACCCUCUUUCACGAUCUCCGGAAGGAAUUCGUUGCUUGCUACUCAACCCAUGGAGAGCUCUCGACGUUUGGUAUACAGGAGAUGAUGGAAUAUUUUGGCCUACCGUUAGAUACUGAGAACGAGUUCUAUGUGCAUGAAAUACAAGAUAUGAUCUGUGUAAUACAGAGGAUGAUAAAAGAUGGUCACGUCUUCCAAAAUCCUGAAACAGUUAACAUUGUUUUAGAACCUGGUAUAUGCUCAAAAGACGAAGAAGUUGACAAUGGCUGUGUAGUAAGAGCUAGAGGUCUUCCUUGGCAAUCAUCGGACCAGGACAUAGCAAAAUUUUUUCGUGGCCUAAAUGUUGCCAAGGGUGGCGUAGCUCUGUGUUUGAGUCCUAUGGGAAGACGUAACGGAGAAGCAUUAGUACGAUUUGUUAACAAAGAACAUAGAGACAUGGCGUUAAAAAGACACAAACAUCAUAUGGGCGGAAGGUACAUAGAAGUGUACAAGGCAUCUGGAGAGGAUUUUGUUGGCGUUGCUGGGGGAACUAGCGGCGAAGCUCAUGCAUUUUUAUCCAGAGGGGCUCAAGUCAUUGUUAGAAUGAGAGGCUUGCCGUACGAUUGUGUUGCUAAACAAGUGUUGGACUUCUUUUUAUCAGGGCAAAAGCCCUGUCAUGUAUUGGACGGAGAGGAUGGAGUUUUAUUUGUGAAGAAGCCGGAUGGUAGGGCAACUGGUGACGCGUUUGUUCUUUUUGCUAAAGAAGAAGACGCGGUGAAGGCCUUAAGUAAACACAGAGAUUGCAUUGGUAGCCGGUAUAUAGAACUUUUUCGAAGUACGAUUGCCGAGGUGCAACAGGUGUUGAAUAGAGCGAUCGAUCCAAAACAGAUCGUACUUCCAACGCCGCCUAUUCCACAACUUCCUCCCAUACUUCCACAGCAUAUUAUCACCUCUGGCACGCGUAAAGAUUGCGUUAGAUUGCGCGGUCUUCCAUACGAAGCUCUCGUUGAACACAUCCUCGAGUUCAUGGGCGAACAUUCUAAGAAUAUUGUCUAUCAGGGCGUUCAUAUGGUUUACAAUGCUCAAGGUCAACCAUCCGGCGAAGCGUUCAUUCAAAUGGACAGCGAAAAUUCGGCAUAUGCAUGCGCGUCGCAGCGACAUCAUCGGUAUAUGAUAUACGGCAAGAAACAGCGAUACAUCGAAGUAUUCCAGUGCAGUGGGGAUGACAUGAAUCUGGUAUUGACAGGUGCAGUAACUCCAGCGUCAACCAAGGCUCUGCUAUCACCCGGUACGUUGACCACACAAACUCCCGCAACUUUGACACAUCCGCCUCCGCCGACGCCGGUACCGGUACCGGUACCGACGGCGCAACCCCCCCUCUGGGACAUUCACGCGUUAGUACAGGCUCAAGCCCAAGCACAAGUGCAGGCUCAAGCGCAAGCUCAAGCUGCUCAGGCUCAAGCGCAGGCAAUCCGAAAUCAAGACUUUUGGCUAAUGGCUCUAGCCUCGAAUCCACCACCUACCUCUACCACUCCUGCUUCCCCAACUUCGUCAGCUACGACUAAGACGCUCGCUCUACCGGGACCGAAUCCGCAGCAUCAGAUUCCUGCCUAUGCAAUGGCACCUCCCGCAGCAGCCGCCGCCGCCGCGGCUGCCGCGGCGCUUCACGCUCAACAACCCGCGCCGGCGCCCUUCUUACUUUUUAACGUACCCUCUCGAAUCCCUAUUUUACGCGCACCGGCACCGCAUGGUCUCCUGACACCUAUCGUUCAGGCUGCGCCCAUUAAUCCGGCCGCUAUAAUGGGACUGAAGAGAACCUGGGAAACCGCUUUCCCACCUGAUACAUCAAACACAGUCGCGAAACGUGCCACGUGGCACACACCAGCGACUGCAUUUCACGCGCAAGCUCCAGCCGCGGCACCGGGCUUGCCUUAUCCUGCUCAAUUUUAUCCUCAGAUUUGAUAGGUUAAGUCGCUAGCAUCGACGAUAAUCGCUCUAAACACAGCGGACGGACGUCGUGUCUCCUCUUCUUAAUGCAUCUCUCUUCUAUGUACUUUUCUACGUCGUAGGUUGAAUUUGAACAAGAAUCGAUCGGUACGUUUCUCGCAGUCGUUGCAACGAGAGGUUGUGAUUUUGAGACGUUUAUUUGCCGCGUGGGUGACGGGCAAAUUUAUUCCAGUUGCAUCGUUACUGCGUGAAAGAGUGUUGUACCAUUACCACGAUGGGCGAUUUAUUCUUCUACGAAUAUAUACGAUACAUGCUAUUGUGUCCAAGGCAACUAUUUACAGAUGACAUUCCGCAUGAUAUUCUGUGCAAACCCUUUUUUCAUAUUAUCGUGUUAUUUUAGAGUCAGUUAUUUUAGAGAUCGUUUCGACCCUCGAACUAAAGAUAUAUACAUGUAUAUUUAAUCAUUAUAUAUAUAUAUAUAUAAUAGUUUCAGAGAUGUUUUUUUUUUUUUGAUACUUAAUCGAGCAGCAGUACUUAGAGUGUUUUUCUUUAUGUCAUUUCCUUACACAACGUAUGAGUUUUUUGAUGGUCGCGUUACAUGAUAUAUCGUUGAGAAGUGACUAUGCAUCUUUCUCUUUCUCUUUGUUAUACGUGUUCUUGUACUCUAUAGGAGUUGUUCUUUCAAUUUGUCGUAUAUGACAUGUGCUUAGUAAAGUGCCUUAAAACGUGAAUCAUGAACAAUGAACUGUUCGCCUUAGGACGUAAUUUCAUUUCUUUCGAAGAUUUCGGAAUUUAUACGCGCAUGUAAAUAUAUACAGAUAAUAGAUUUAUAUAUAUAUAUAUAUUAACAGAAAAUGAAAUAUAAACGCAGACAUACGCAUAUAUAUAUAAAUAUAUAUAUAAGAAUGAUUUAUAUAUUUUGCUAGAAAUAUUUUUAUUAGGGAUAUAAGUAAAUGGACAUUCCAUCCAAUGUUAUCGGUUUUUAAGCUCUAAUUUACGGAGAGUAGCUUCUUCUUUACGCGGCAUCUACUUUACGCACGUCCAUGUUUAGGAAAAAGAUUAUUUUCGUUUUCUUUCUAAGCAAGAGCCUGAAGUUACAUUGCAAUUUUACAUCAAAACGAUAUUAUUUCGAUUGCAAUUGCAAUGCGCGUGAGCUUCCUGAGCCAGUCGAUUCGACGUGACCGAUAAGAAAAGUCCCACGACGAGAUUCACAAAUCCAUUUCUAGCCCUCGCCACAUUCCUAAGAGAAUUUGCUUUUCUCUGUGCCGCAUAAAGGACACUUCGAGCUCGAAACAGGAAAACCAAUCGAGGCAAUACGCUCAGUUCACGUUGCGCUUUUACGCGAACGUUCUCCGGUGGUGCGAAUACGUUCGUCGAUUGGAUUAGUUGUGUGAACAUUACGAGAGUUUGGUGAACGAUACAUAAAGCACGAAGAAGAAAAGAACAUAUAUUAGAGAACGGUAGUGUUAUUGGCAUCGUAAGUAUUCCCUCUUGAUCGUAGAAAUUCUAUUCGUUCUCCUUUCAAGGUCGAACGUUUCUUCAGUUUCCUUCUCAUAGCUUGUAUUUCAAAUAAUAUACGGAAUUUAUAUCUGAAAACCAAACAUAGAUCGAGCGAAACGUUGCACAAGACGUGUCAUCUUAUGUCAUAAGAAUGAUAAUGGGGCCAAAGGGAAUACUAAACCAAUGUCUAAAUACUAUUCUGCAUGAUAAUUUAAUCCUGAUUAAAAUAGACGAACGUUUUUCACUGGAAAAAAGGAAAAAUAGAAAAAUAGAAAAAUAAAAUAAAAUAAAGGAAAUUACUAAAAAGAGGAAAAAAUAAAUCUUCGUGCUAUAUCAUAUAUUAGCUAGGAGUCGUAGGUAGCGAUGUUCUUAACUUGGUGUCGGCGGUGUAUACCUUCUUCUCGAUGCUCUUCUAAUAUUUUUGUGAUACCGUAGAAUUGGUGGAACGAUUGGAGGAAAAGGCGUGUCGAGGGGCCUGACAUCGAGCGUACGUGGAAAGCUCGUAUCUCGUAGAAAUAAACGACGAUCGAUAUUUUUACUGCCAUUGCGAAACAGCUUUUUUUCCAGAAUAGUUCACGCGAUCGCGAAGCUCGCUUAGCCUUUCGUCCUUCGCUGCUACUCUUUAUUAUGGUUUUUCUGUAUGCUCGAUCUCGGUGUUACCGCGGAGCAACGUGAAGUGCUGUCCAGUGAUUACACAGAUUUUUUUCUUGCCACGUUUCUCUAUACGUUUUCUCCUUCUCCUUUUUUUUCUUUUUUUUUUUUUUUUUUUGUUUAUUUUUUUACAUGCACUCAUAUAUACAUAUACAGAUAACGUAGAGCGUGAAUUAACGAUUCUACGAACCAUGGAAACGGCACGAGACGCACACGAUGAUCGUUCUUAUUGCUCCAAAGUAUAAAGUCCACGGGCAUAGAAAUGACUGGUUUGCAUGUCGUGGUUUUGUGGAGGGACGUGCAUACAAGUACCUGUAAUAUCCUUCUUCGUUACCUAUCGUUUACGAGACGACAGACUUACGUAACGGGUUGAGUUACUUUUUUCUGUUUUUUUCCCCUAAUACGUAAUUACGUUCAUUAUAUAUUAGUCGUUUUCUUCUCUUCCCCUUCCAAAACUUUGCCUCCCUCUCCGACCCUUUCCAUACUUGUCGCAUUCCUUUCCGUAUCAUAACGCACAUAGACUAUCUAAUAAUACAUCUUGUAACAGUUUCCCCCCUCUCCCCUGCCCACCUCGUACGUAUAUUUACACGUAAUCCUAUGAUUCUCGCACAACGCCUCCCUCUGUUUGACAGGAUACAGUAGCGUAUUACAUAGAACUGAGUAGUACCUUUGGUAUACACCUAGUCUUGUUUUGUUGUUACAAUUGCAGUGCAAAGUGUGUACGACGUUCGACGAAUACUUUGCAAGCUGGUUCGCACGUGUGCAAGCGAAUAGAGAUUGUUUGUCCGUCGAAUAAAAACAUUGUCAAGUAUCGAUAUAGUGCCUGAAACUGUAAAGAGAUGAACAUGUACUUUGGUACUCGAGUCGUGCACAUUUUACAUUUCAAUCUUACCGAUGUAACUCGAGAGUCGGGAUAUAGUCUGCCGAUAUUAUUUAUGUCGGGCUUCCUGAGUCUGCUUUUAUAUAGCAUUAAUAGACAUCUUAGAGAUUUGAACGGAGUGACGCGAAACGGACCAAUUUGAUUUUACUCCGAGAGUUGUUUCUGUGGAUCUAAGGAUAUACAGAUGCGGUAAUUUUUUAGAUCAGGGAAAUGAUAUUUGGUUUGGGGAAUCGACCGUGUCUAAAUUUCAUUGGUCGAUUUGAUCGUAAAAACGAUUAACGAUAGAUUGAUAUUUCGUACUAAAAACAUGCGAAGAUCGGUUAGAAUUUUCUAGAGAAUUUAUUAUUCCAAAUAGUUAAAUGCAUUGCAGUCGUUGUUAUGGAACGAGAAUUAUGAUCUAUAUUAAUCGAUAAUAUCUUAGAAAAGACCAGAAAUUUUUCCAGAUAUUCUAAACAGCCUCCGAUAAAAACGAGCGACGAUUUACGUCCCUUAGAUCCAUAGAAGUCGUUUCCUCGACUUCUUACAUUUACGUAGUCUCCAUUUCGCGUCGCUACUGCGGAGGCGCAUCUUGGUGUGUUUUUAAAACGCGAACAAUCAAGAAAUGUAUCCGUCGGGAGUGUCGAGAAGUUCCCAAGCUUCCCGCGUACUUAAAUCUUCCUUACGGUGUUAGUACAAUGUUUCGUUAACUGGUGAAAAUUUGAAACUAUCAUUGGCCACUAACAGGAAUCGAAUUCGUACAGACGUACGUAAGAAUUUCUCGACACGCUCGACACUCGCAGAGAUUCCUCUACUAGAUAUACAUACCGAAUAGUUACGACUAUCGAUAACUGCGGCUGUAUCGGUGUACGAGAGAUGCGCCUUCUCGUAAGAAGGACACAUGCGUGCAUCAAAUGGACAAUGUUAUGCGUUAACAGGCCAGAAGCGGCUAGGAGGAUUGCUAUUGUAAGUUACGCCGAUCAGAGACAGAAUCUUCAAAGGGUUAAGUCCAACAGCGACAACGCCACUUCUAACCACGUUGAAUAAAAAUAAGUUUCAUCCUUUCAUCAACCUGUUAACCGGAGGGGGGGGACCCGUGUUAGCUCGUUACUUCGAUAUCAUAAUUUCUCCGUUCCUUGUCGUUUAGCGCGUUGUCUCGUUUCUGUUUGAAUUAAAUUGUAUCAUAUUUAUAUUUGAAAGAACUGAAAUUAAUUAGUUAUUCGUAACGUUUAAGUCCGUAAUUAUAGAAGUUUUUGACUAGAGGAUGAUCUGGUUAACGACUCGAUUUUAAUCGAUCGUCAUUUAUCAUGUACGUAUCAACGCAAGAGCAAUCCAUUUCCUACGUAUCAGAGAACCGCUCGAUUCUAUUACUGCAUAAUGUCGUCCGACUGUGUAUUACCUGCCAUUAGCUUUCGCUGGGCACUCACACGAGCCGUAUUAUACACGUUAUCCGCGGGGUACCAAAGGGGAGAGCAAGAUUAGUGGGAGAGCGUGAGAGGGAACGAAAGGAGAAGGGAUAAAGAACGAGCGUGAAAAGAAAACGUAGCAUUUUUUAUUUUAGAUUAUUGUUAUUAUUAAUAAUAUUAUUAUUAUUAUUACUAUUACUACUACUACUACUAUUAUUAUUACUAUUAUUACUACUACUACUACUACUAUUAUUAUUAUUAUUAUUAUUAUUUUUAUUAUUAUCAUCAUCAUCAUCAUCAUCAUCAUUAUCAUUAUCAUUAUUAUCAUCACCGUCAUCCUCAUUAUUAUUAUUAUCACUAUCAUUAUUAUUGUCAUUAUUAUUACUAUUAUUAUUAUUAUUAUUAUUAUUAUUAUCAUUAUUAAUUUACUAUUAUUAUUAUCGUUCCAAGUACUAACUCAAAAGCUCGUCACCAUCAAAGGUCGUGGCAUAAUAAUAUCUUUUUCUCUCUCUCAUUAUGCGUUGAAUGUGUUGUCUCUGGCAUUUUGUGAUCCGCUAACUUGGUGACUGACAGUGUGUCGUCCUCCCCACCCCUUUGCAAGUUUACAUUUUUGACUAAUCGUCGUGAAUAGUUAUUAUCAUUGUCAGUACGUCACUAUUGUCGCUAUUAUUCGGAGGCUGACUAAAACGGUAUAAUAAGCGGCACGUUCAUUGUUAAUUAUUCAUUUAGACUUUCUUAGGGGCUAUUCAGGUGAAACACGGAUCGGACUCUCGCUCCACUAUAAAUCUUUUUUCUCCCUUUUCUUUUAACACGAAGUUAAUCGUAGCUAAUCGAUCAGCGAUCUUGUCGCGCAAAGUUCGUUUUCGAACAAGACGAAAUUUAAUUAAAUUCGAUCUAGAACGUGAUUAGAUUGCGAAAGGUUGGAAAUUGAAAGACUUAUGAGAAGGACGAGAGUCUGCGCAGUUAUCACCGUGAAAUAGACCACUCUAAUCAUACCUUACGAGUUUUCACGGCUAAUCGUGAUUGUCCUGGCGAAAGUUAAUUAAUAAUUACGGCGCGGUACCAGCUUCACGCGUAUUGUUCGCGAUGUAACAAAAAAUGGGACGAGUUCAUCACUGUACGAUACUUCUCCUCUUUUUUUUUUUUUUUCUCAAGCCUCAUCCGAAUUACGAAAGAACGUUUUUUUCCGAUUGCGUUUUAUCUAUACUGGGAUAUAGGACACACAUAGAUACAUAUAGAAACCAACAAGAAAUACACUGGAUACACGAAAUGCAACAGGCACACGUAUACGUUAGAAAACAUACACAUAAAACACAAACAGACAGGAUUUUAUACCAAUCUUUUUUUUAACCCUUGUAUACACACUUUUUUUCUGUAUAUCAACGAUUAUAUCGAUGGUGAAUCGAUCAUGUUUAAUAAAUGUGCCUUGUGGACAUA
Molecule: messenger RNA, 9093 nt
Organism: Bombus pascuorum
Lineage: Eukaryota; Metazoa; Arthropoda; Insecta; Hymenoptera; Apidae
Product: RNA-binding protein fusilli
Exons: 10
Coding region: 841-3258 (805 amino acids)
Biological process (GO): regulation of RNA splicing
Cellular component (GO): nucleoplasm; ribonucleoprotein complex
Molecular function (GO): mRNA binding
Source: RefSeq, a predicted model, not a curated record